CCGGUCAAACGUCAAAACGCGCACACUGCGAUUGGCGCGCGCUUGUUGGGUAAUACAUCUAUCGCUUGAUUUUUUUUCAUUAUCUCUCUUUAUUAUGGAAUCUUCGUUUGUUCUUAUUGUUCAUGUUCUUCGAUGACUGUUUUGUUUUUAUUUGAAACAUUUUUUUUUUUGCAUCACUGUAACAUCGGUAAUGUUAUUCUGUGCAUAAUUUUCAACAAUGAGUGACUCCGAAAACAGCAAUAUUUCGGAUGAAAUACAAGAUUUAGAUAAUGUAUUGGCAAGUAUAUCGACACAUUCUAUUAAUUUGGAUAAAUCGUUGAUUGAUGAAACAACCGAUGAAUUGUCUCAAUUCGACGUAAAUAUCAUCAAGUCGGAGAAACCUGGAGAAAUCAAGAUUGAUGAUAAACUUCAAGAAGUUUUGGCUUUAAAUAGAGUAUUGAUCGAACAAUUAACAAUUAAACGUAACGAAAUAAGUGAAAUCUUAAUAACUUGCGAAGAGAAUUUAUUGCAAUUAGAUGAAUUGAUAGAAAACCAUGAAGUAACUCAAGAGAAAGAAACGAAAUUGAAUAUGUCUAUCAUUGGCAUGCCCUAUUUUAAAGAUAAAGAUUUCUUUUUUGCUCCCCCUAAUCAAGAUGCUAAACUUAAAGUAGCACGCGGAGAACUUCAAAUAGCUACUUUCCAAAAAGGUUGCUCAUGGACUUGGAGAGAUAGGAAAAAAAUGUCAGAAAAUGUAUACAGUGAACUUAUAAUGUCUGUAUUAGAUCCUACAAAUGCAGAGUCAGAAGGUUCUGAAACAGAGGAUUCUGACUUACCUGAUAAUAAAUUUACAAAAAUGUUGAAAGCAAAGGACAUCAAUGAGAUUAUUGGCCCACCAGGAAAAAAACAAUUUGACUGGCUUAAAAUUGCAUUGAACCAUACCGAUCAAAGACACAGUGCUGACGAGUGUUCAGUCAUGUGGAAUAUUCUUCUACAUCCUGAUAUUAAUAAAAGCAAAUGGACACACGCAGAGGAAAUGAAAUUGAAGACAAUUGUUAAACAUUUUAACUAUGAAGAUUGGGAUAAUAUUGCUGCAGAAUUGAACACUAAACGCAGCGGAUAUCAAUGUUUCGUUAAGUAUACUUCAAUGGAAUAUCUGCUAAAUCUAACAGAACGACCAUGGACGAAGGAAGAAGAUAAAAAAUUAUGUGAAGUUGUUACCAAAUGCAAAAUAGGUAAUUUUAUAUCUUGGGGACAGGUAGCGAGUUACAUGACUUAUAGACUUAAACCAAAUGUUUACUUUCGAUGGGUGUUUAAGUUAGCUCCGCACUUGAAAAAGGGUAGGUUUUCUAAAAAGGAAUCAGAAAUUUUAUUGAAAGGUGUUCAUAAAUAUGGAACUAAUUUUUCUCUCAUUGCGACACAAUUAUUACCUUGUAGAAGUACCACACAAUUGAUGGAACAUUAUCAAACUUUAAAAGGUGCUACUGAAUUUACUAAUAAUUGGUCGCUUGUUGCUGAUAUGAAACUUGUAAAAUUGUAUAAGAAAUUGGGUCCUAACUGGGCAGAAAUAGCUAAAGAAUUUAAAUAUAAGAAUAGAACACAAUUGAGACAUCGAUAUAAUGCUUUGUUUAAGUACGCGAAUAAAGGUAUAACGAUAUUUGAAAUACCUAGAUCUCGAACUUUGACAUCAAUAGAACAAAAUGAGGAGUUUAGCGACGAAGAUUAUUUCAUUAAUGAUUUUUCAAAGACUGAUAUUGAAGAUAAAAUAGAUGACUUAUUGCUAGAGCACUUUCAGAAUACAGAUAGCGAAAAUGAAACUUCCAUGGAUGAAAAUGAAUCUUCCAUGGAUGAAAAUGAUGAUUAUGAUCCCGAUGAACUUUUCCAAGACACCAAAGAAUUAUAUUCCAUUUUAGAAACUUUACAAGUAAAUAUGCAAAUUCCAGAUAAUUUUGAUUUUUUUCCAUUAUCUAAAAAAGAUAAGAAAUUAUUGUAUUCCCUGAAAGCAUACAUAAAGUCUAAGUUUAAUAAACCAUAUGAUAGCGAAGAAAUACAAGCUUACAUGUUAAAAAUGUUCGGUCCACAAAAAGUAGAAGAACCUAAAGAACAUUUUAUACCAAUUCCUUUUCAAAGUAACUUAAAUAAUAAAAGGAGGAAAUUUAAACAAAUGAGAGAUAUAUAUUAUAAUUUAAAUUUAAAUAGAAAUUUUGUUUUGGAUGUACCAAUGGAAUUUGAUACACCUGAAUCAAUCAUUAAUCUCAUAGGUGGUUCAGAAGAACAACUACAAUUUGAUAAAAUUAUUGCUUUAUAUUGUGCCGAAAAUAAUAAAUUUAGAAAUUUGGACAAAAAAUGGAAGAAUAGUAAAUCUAUUAAUUUAUGUAUAAAAUCUAAUCCUAACAAAAAUAAUAAUCUUCCCUACAGUUGCAAAAUCGAAUCUUCUAAUCCGACUGCAAAUUAUCAAUUAAAAUUGAUACAACCAAAGAAUACUAAUAAAAGUAAUUCUUCAGGGUAUCAAAGUGAUGUAUCGAUUGAUAAAUUUUUCGAUGAAUAUCAUCUUUGGACGUCAUCUAAAAAUUCUUACAAAACAGUAGUCAAAAAAUUAUAUGAGGAGCCGGUUGUAGCAAUAGAACCAAAUUACAUAACUUUAUUAAUUUAUAGUAAUUUAUUAAAAUCGAAGGCUAUAUCCGAUAUCGAAAAAAUGCUUAAAAUUAACUUGGAUAAUGAAACUAUUAGCAAAGAUUACAAGUCAGAAGAUGCAUAUAAACUGUUAAGGAAACGACUUAUACAAUUAUUUAAAUAUCCGAUAUUAAUGUCUCAUUUGCCGUUAAAAGAAUUGAAAACUUCACAAGAAUUGAAAACUUUACAAGAAUUGCAAACUUCACAAGAAUUAAAAACUUCACAAGAAUUAAAAAAAUCACAACAAUUGUCUUCUGAUACAUUAAGCAAUGUUAAAUCUAAUAAAAGAAAAAAUAUUCAACAAAGAAAUUUGAAAAGAAAAAAACUAAAAGUUAGAAAAACUCAUCUAAUUAAAUUUAUUGGCGAUAAUGACAGUGAAUCUUCCUUGAGUACAGAAAGGUCUUGAAAUUGUUUAAUUUGAAGAAAAUU
Messenger RNA from Polistes dominula (European paper wasp), 3078 nucleotides. RefSeq names its product proximal sequence element A Pbp95 (gene Pbp95). NCBI's taxonomy places the organism in Eukaryota, Metazoa, Arthropoda, Insecta, Hymenoptera, Vespidae. Gene Ontology annotation, biological process: snRNA transcription by RNA polymerase III; snRNA transcription by RNA polymerase II. Gene Ontology annotation, cellular component: snRNA-activating protein complex. The record is from RefSeq and is a predicted model, not a curated record. Gene Ontology annotation, molecular function: RNA polymerase III type 3 promoter sequence-specific DNA binding; RNA polymerase II cis-regulatory region sequence-specific DNA binding.